Molecule: messenger RNA, 246 nt
Organism: Colletotrichum lupini
Lineage: Eukaryota; Fungi; Ascomycota; Sordariomycetes; Glomerellales; Glomerellaceae
Exons: 1
Coding region: 1-246 (81 amino acids)
Source: RefSeq, a predicted model, not a curated record
AUGGGAAAACAUAAUACGCGAGGAAGCGUGUGUGGCGAGGUUUUGUUUGCUUUGUUGCAAGGGGUCCAUCUCGGUUUGGGUGAGGCUCCGAGGGAAACCUUGACUCGGCCGACACCGUUGUGCUGCGUGUGCGAGUUCGGGGGAGCAGAGGGAGGUUGGGUAUUGAGUGUUAUUACUUUUCGUCUUAUCUUACCGAGCCGAGGCACCUACCCAACUUCGGCAUCCAUCCCAUGGCAUUUGCCGUGA